This is a messenger RNA of Galendromus occidentalis (western predatory mite), 1978 nucleotides long. Its product is annotated as inactive serine/threonine-protein kinase TEX14. Gene Ontology annotation, cellular component: kinetochore; intercellular bridge; midbody. Gene Ontology annotation, molecular function: protein binding; ATP binding; protein kinase activity. The transcript has 7 exons. The coding region runs from base 1 to 1752 and encodes 583 amino acids. Gene Ontology annotation, biological process: male meiotic nuclear division; mitotic sister chromatid separation; mitotic spindle assembly checkpoint signaling. NCBI's taxonomy places the organism in Eukaryota, Metazoa, Arthropoda, Arachnida, Mesostigmata, Phytoseiidae. The record is from RefSeq and is a predicted model, not a curated record.
AUGACCGCCGGAGUGACAACCUACCUGUGGGAGAAAAUGGCAGGACACAAACUGCACGACGCAGCAAAGGCAAACAAGAUCAAGAUUCUCGAAAGACUGCUCAACGAAGGUUACAAUAUUGAUUCAGUGGUCGGAGGCUUCACGUCGCUGUACCUAGCUGUGGAAUCGGGCCAAAUCGAAUCUGUGCAAUUCUUGCUCGCUCGCGGAGCCAACCCCAACACCAGAUGUCUCGGCGGGAUGAGUGCUCUGCACUGCGCCUGUCGACAAGGCCAUCUUUCCAUAUUGCAGUGUCUUGUCGAAUGCGGAGGCGAUCUCCGGCUCCGAGACGACGAGGGGCGGACGCCCUACGAGUACACAUACGACUGUCAAGACAAACAGAAGAGAUCCAAAGUUCUGACCUUCAUAUCUCGGAAGAGAUCAAAAGCAUUCCGACUCCAAGACGGCCACGGCGAACGCACAACACACUCGGCUGAUGGCCUCUCAUCGUUGAAACGGCGUUUGUCAACUGGAAGUCAGCGGAAGGAGUGGUGCACCGAGAGACUGGUCACGGAUGGCGGCUUCGGAUGUGUCUACCAGCACGGAUCAGCGGUCGGGGUUCCGACCCACAUCCAGCAGGUGUCGUCUACUCUCUUGUUCAUAGCGGAUGACGCGCGCACGGCAUGGGCCGGACCGAUGACCGUCUUCCAAACGAUGUACUGGGGCAAUAUGAAAGUGACCGCGAAACGUUCGACCGUGAACUCGUUCGUGUGCAAGGGAUUCAGGAGCGACAUAAUUCUACAAGAAAUAGAAAACCUCCGGAAACUGAGCGUGCACCCGAAUUAUCUGUGGCCGCUGGCCGUAUCUCCCAUACAGAACAUGGAAGAUGCCUACAUUGUGUACGAAGCUAUUCAUUUCGGAAGCCUGUACAACGUGCUACACUCGAAAGACUAUCCUCAGCUGACCACUGAGAACUUGCUCCUUUUCCUCCAACAGACUUGCGAAGCCGUGCUCUUCGUACACAACUCGGGCUUCAUUCACAGCUGCCUAAAUCCGCACAUUGUUUCCAUAACUUCACCGUACCAGGCGAAGCUAGGCGGCUUCGAGUACAUGGUCAACGAGAACAGAUCUCAUGAAUCACACAAGUUCUCCAUAACCCACGAGGCCAUACAGGAAUAUUAUUACCAUUGGCUUGCGCCGGAAAUUCUCGGUAAAUGUGUUCCGGUCAAACAAUCGGAUGUCUACGGAAUGUCUGUUCUCGUCUGGGAGGCUUUCAGUGGAGGUAUUCCCUGGGAGGACAAGGACGUCGAGAGCGUAUUUAAACUCGUCGUCGGGUCCAAGAAAAGCCUCGAGUUGUCUCCGCAAGUGCCGGAGCCGCUAGCUUCCCUAGUCAGGACGGGCCUACUGACGUCACCCAGUCAACGUAUCGUGGACCUCGACGCCCUGUAUCAAGCCCUUGGCACGGCCAAUAGGAAGGUCGUGGUGGCAAAUCGAAAGAAAAUCACCGAAAAAUCGUUCUCGAUGCGUUCUUCCUUCCGGACUCCGCCGCCUUACAUACGGGACUCGAGUUUCGACGAUAGUGAAGCGCCCUCGCAACCCGACGAGGACACAAUGGACACAUCGUCGUCCGCCGCCACCGUACAGAUUCCGAGAAAUCCGGCAGAUGCCGUAUCUUCCACCCCAAAAUCGCUCCAAGUGUGCAGAAUGGAGUGGAUCAAAUUCGGUUCGAGUCCUGAAGAGCCCAAGAAAGCGUUCGAGAGAUCAAGCAGGAGGUAAUGCUGGUCACUCGCUCGAUGAUCUCACGGUCUGAUAAUUUAAGUUGCUCAUGUAAUCCGAAUCGCACAUAUGCCGCUUAAUUAGCAUCGAGGUAUGAACAUUGCUGCGGGAUCUCGUGAUUGGAGACCAUGGAGUCUGGCUUCGUUCUCCGAACCUAUCGGAACGGUCUCCGUUUCGCCUUCCCGAUUACGGCAUAAGGGCUCACGCUUCACUUCCGAACGUCAUU